UGGAAAGAGUAUUGUGAUUAUCAAAGAUUUGUAGUACGCUAAUUUUUGUUGCAAUUGUAAUUAACAGUAUUGUAAAAUAAUGGUUAAAUUAACGCCAGACUUAAUUCAACAAUCUAUGCAGUACAUUAAUCCUGUAAAAGAUCGAGAACUAGAUCUUAGAGGAUAUAAAAUACCCACAAUCGAAAACUUGGGCGCAACUCUAGAUCAAUUUGAUACCAUUGAUUUUUCUGACAAUGAUAUUAGAAAGUUAGAUGGAUUUCCUCUGUUAAAAAGAAUUAAAACUCUUUUUUUCAAUAAUAAUCGCAUUGUCAGAAUUGGUGAAGGAUUGGAACAUUGUAUUCCAAAUUUGGAAACCCUUAUGUUGACUGGAAACAUGAUUCAAGAACUUGGUGAUUUGGAACCACUGGCACAGUUAAAAAGUUUAACAAAUCUUUGUUUGUUGCAAAAUCCAGUUUCUGCAAAGCCUCAGUACAGACAAUAUGUCGUAUUUAGAUUUCCACAGUUGAGGCUUUUAGAUUUUAGAAAAAUUAAAAUGAAAGAACGUGAGGCUGCCGUUGCAUACUUCAGGAGUAAAAAAGGAAAAGAAAUGGUUCGUGAAAUAGCCAAGAAAGUAAAAACACAAACAUCUGGUAUGUCUUCAGAUAAACCACUAACAACUCCAGAAGAACGUAACAAAAUUAGAGAAGCUAUUACAAAUGCUUCUUCCCUUGAGGAAGUACAACGUCUUAGUAAAUUGCUUCAAGCUGGACACAUGCCUAGUGAAGACAGAUUACAAAAUGGAAGUAUAAUGCCUGAAGCAAUGGAAGAAGAAGAUGAUUAAAGUAUUAUCCAUAUUAUUUCUAGAAGUAAAUCGAUUGAGAC
Molecule: messenger RNA, 861 nt
Organism: Eufriesea mexicana
Lineage: Eukaryota; Metazoa; Arthropoda; Insecta; Hymenoptera; Apidae
Gene: U2A
Product: small nuclear ribonucleoprotein polypeptide A'-like U2A
Exons: 4
Coding region: 80-820 (246 amino acids)
Biological process (GO): mRNA splicing, via spliceosome
Cellular component (GO): U2 snRNP
Molecular function (GO): U2 snRNA binding; protein binding
Source: RefSeq, a predicted model, not a curated record